Fulvia fulva is the source of this 990-nucleotide messenger RNA. RefSeq names its product Short-chain dehydrogenase/reductase prx1. Bases 1 to 990 code for a protein of 329 amino acids. The transcript has a single exon. NCBI's taxonomy places the organism in Eukaryota, Fungi, Ascomycota, Dothideomycetes, Mycosphaerellales, Mycosphaerellaceae. The record is from RefSeq and is a predicted model, not a curated record.
AUGGCACUCACACAACCAUACGCCCAAGAUCAUACCAACCUGCAAGGACCCGGUGACUCCAGGCCGACCGCCAAACAAGUUAUCGAAGAUCAAGGUCUUGUCGAUAUUCUACCAGGUACUGUGGUCCUGAUCACAGGCUGUACUUCUGGAAUUGGUAUAGAGACAGCACGAGCGCUCUACCUGACUGGCGCCACGAUCUACAUCACGGCUCGCUCGCUGGAGAAAGGGCAAGAAGUAGCUUUGGACCUCGCGACAGACCCCCAGCGACCAGUCAAGGUGUUGGAAAUGUCUCUCGACUCUUUUGCCUCUAUUCGUGCUGCAGCACAAACGUUCCUAGAGCAAGAAUCGAAACUUAACAUCCUCAUCUGCAACGCUGGAGUUAUGGCCUGUCCACAGACUACCACCAAGGACGGCUUCGAGUACCAGUUCGGCACAAAUCACCUCGGACACUUCCUUCUAUUCCAACUCCUAAAACAUGCCCUCCUCGCAGGAGCUACACCAUCGCACCCAUCGCGCGUCAUCUCCGUCUCAUCAACGGGUCACCGCAUAGUCCCCUCCCUACCCCUCACCGAUCUAGACUUCUCCAAGUCCCAAUACCAUCCCUUCACAGCAUACGGCCGAUCCAAACUCGCCAACAUCUACUUCGCCAACCACCUCACGCGCCUCUACGCCACCAAGCACCUUCACGCCCUCAGCUUACAUCCAGGCUCCAUCAAAACGCCACUACAGCGUCACGUUGACCAGACAGAUUUCUACGCCAAGGCCACGAGUGAUCCGGAGUAUCAGAGGCAGGUCAAGAGUGUCGAGCAAGGCGCUGCGACAACGGUCUGGGCUGCUGUUGGGAAGGAGUGGAUGCAUCGUGGUGGGGUGUAUCUGGAGGAUGUAGGAGAGGCGGGGCCUGUGGUGCCCGGAGGAACGGCUUUUGGGACUGGGUAUGGGGAGGCUGCGUAUAGGCCUGAGGAUGAGAGGAAGUUGUGGGGGGGGGGGUGA